AUGUCAUUUCCAACAAAAGAAGAGCGUUCCGUUUGUUGGGGAGCAAGGGACAAAUACUGGGAGUGUUUGGACACAAACCCAAAAAAAGAAAACAUCUGCGAAGAGUUCAAAAAAGUGUAUGAAAAGUCUUGUUCAGCACAGUGGGUGAAACAUUUCGACAGAAAAAGAAAUUACCUCCAAUUCAAGGAAAGGAUAGAAAAGCAUGGAGUCCCAAAUAAAAAUAUUAAUGAACAAUCUCACAAGCAGAAAAGAAGGGUUUACCAAGAGAUUGCCUGUCGAUAAAAUUGUAAUAUAAUAAAUAAAUAAAACCAAAUAUUUUUUAAUUUAAUCCCUAUCACAUAGAUGGAGCUUCUUAUUAAUAAAGUUUAGGCAAUUUUGUAUUUUAGCUUUUU
Messenger RNA from Brassicogethes aeneus, 392 nucleotides. Lineage: Eukaryota; Metazoa; Arthropoda; Insecta; Coleoptera; Nitidulidae. The record is from the annotation of a GenBank genome assembly.